Molecule: messenger RNA, 1018 nt
Organism: Cercospora beticola
Lineage: Eukaryota; Fungi; Ascomycota; Dothideomycetes; Mycosphaerellales; Mycosphaerellaceae
Gene: REE1
Product: Ree1p
Source: RefSeq, a predicted model, not a curated record
CAUAUAUAUAUAUUCAGUAUACCAACAAAAUAAAUGGUUCACUCGAGGUCCAAGGCAGACCGAAUCUUCGUAAGCACAAUGCCUUCCGCUUCUAGUUUCCUCACAACCAUUUUCUUGCUCCUACUUCUGAACAUCCUUCCCACUACCGCCUCGACCUCCUCGGACCUCAAGAAGAAAGACACAACACCCAGCCCCUGGAACCGCCUCAACAACCCUCAAAUAAGACACACCUCCCCUCCCACCGCAAGUCAAAAAUCCUUCACAAUCACCACCCCACCCGGCACCGACAUCUGGCGUCCCGCUCCAGGCGCCGCAGCAGACAACUUCACAGCACCCUACGUCUACCGGAUCUGCAAAUCCUCCGACUUCAUUCGCGCAGCCGUCACAGUCUCAGCCGACUGGCAAACACGGUACGAUCAAGGCGGACUGGCGAUUGUGUUUCCGAACAGCGGCAAGAAAGGCGCAGCAGCUGUCAAAGGGGCAAAAUGGUUGAAGACAGGUCUUGAAGUGGAAAAUGGAAAACCACAAUUGGGUACCGUGGGAGCUUACGCUUUCUCGGACUGGAGUCUGAGUCCGGUCGUCCCUGCUGCGAAAGGACUAGGAAAAUACGAGGCGCGGUUUGAGAUUGAGAGGAAUGGGACGGAUUUGUGGGUGUAUAAUGUUGUGAAGAAUGAUCGGUAUCCGUUGAGGCAGGCUACUUGGGCGUUUUUGGAGGAGAGAGGAAAGAAGAAUGCGGAGAUUUUUGUGGGGGUUUAUGCGGCGAAGCCGAUCUUUACGGAUGGGAAGCCGGAUAUGAAUUUGACUGUUGAGUUUAAGAAUUUGAGGAUUGAGUGUUGAGGAGAGGUGUUCUGCAUGAUACUGGCGAGUCAAUUUGACUCUGCUGGCCGCCAUGAUGGCGAAUACAAAAGUUGCAACACGGCUGAAUAACACUAGACCUCAGGUUGAAGACGAGACAACGAUGAUUGAAAUAGAUCACGAACCAAAAAUCAAAUACUGCGAACAGCUGAACGAGAGCUAC